Dentiscutata erythropus is the source of this 435-nucleotide messenger RNA. Lineage: Eukaryota; Fungi; Glomeromycota; Glomeromycetes; Diversisporales; Gigasporaceae. The record is from the annotation of a GenBank genome assembly.
GUUUGGCUGUUGCAAUAUGACGAAGGUCGUGAGUUCAUGGGAAGCAUGACAAUGAUAAUGGAUGAACACAAUAUUAACAUCCGAAGAAUUAAAGCACGUUUCAGGCAUACAAGCAUGGCUAUGGUUGAUCGUUAUGCCGGAUUAUUCGAAUUAAGGGUUUUUAAAAAUCAAUAUGUGAUAGAGUUUCUCUUACCUACUGGCGAACGCUAUAAAGAAUACAAACGAUUUGCAAGAAGAAUUGUUAAUAACAUGAAUGAUACUCCUACUCGCAUAACGCCCUCUUUUCCCAAUCACGACAAAUUUGUGCAUCUAGAUUCAUCUGCCCUUGCGGGUGAAAAAAAAGCACAAUUUGAUAAUGCUGAUUACCACUAUAUUCGAAGGCCAAGCCUACCUCCUUAUUAUACUCAUCUAGAUGUAAUCAUUUUAAGAAUUUAG